ACCAGCCUAUGUUAAGAAUGGAAGACAGGACCACAUCUACCACAGGAGACAAGAAAAUGACCCGAUGGACAACCAAGGUCUGGAGGUUGAAUAUGACCGAGACAACGCAGACAAAGAAGAUGUAGGAGGUGACGAAGAAAGCAACCAACCCUCGGACGAAGGAGACGAGAAGGGUGAAGCUGCAGGGGAUACACUACCAAGACCAGACACCGUUCUAGAUGAUGGUCCAAAGGAGGAGAAGGUGGAGGAUCGCCGUAGGACAGAAUCGAAGGGGAAGCUGACUUUCAAAGGAGUGGCUCCUGAUGGUGAUCCAAUUGCACGAUUCCAUUGGAACCGCAAGAACCCUGGAGCUGAGCAGGUGGUGCCUCCGGUUGGUUUGGCUCCAGGGAAGUGCACACCGAAGACUAACAUCACCUUCCUCAAGGUCCAUAAGACGGGUAGCAGUACGGUGCAGAAUAUAUUCCUUCGGUACGGUGACCAACACUCCUUGAGCUUUGUUCUCCCGGUGCAGGGCCAUCACCUCGGGUAUCCAAAUUUCUUUGAGAAAAAGCACAUGCUCAAGGUUAAGAAUGAUGUCUACAACAUCUACUGUCAUCAUUCCCGCUUCAGCAACGAUGUCCGUGAGGUCAUGCCGCCAAAUUCCGUCUUCAUCAGCAUCCUUCGCGACCCGGUCAAGGUUUUUGAGAGUGCUUUCACCUACUUCAAGCUCGACAUGCGGAUGAAGAUGGCUGGCAACAAGGAUGCGAUGAAACUCUUCAUGGACAACCCGAACAAGUUCUACAACGACUUUCCCAACAAGAUACACUCACGGAACGGGAUGCUCUAUGACUUUGGUGUUCAGCUGUCGCAAUUUGAUGACCUAACGUUUAUCAGUCGUGCAAUAUCCAUGAUAAACGAUCAGUUCCAUUUGAUCAUGAUUGCGGAGUAUUUUGACGAGUCUUUGAUCCUCCUGAAAGAGCUUCUUUGUUGGAAGAUGGAAGAUGUGAUAGUUUUCAGCCAAAACGCAAGAAACGUUGAUUCGGUGCAGUCUGUCGACAUUGACAUGCGCACUAAAAUCCAGUCAUGGAACUCUGGCGAUAUGCUCCUUUAUAACUACUUCAACAAAACGCUGUGGGAAAAAAUUGAGAGGUAUGGUCAUGAGCGGAUGAAGCGGGACAAAGCAGAGUUAGAAAGGAAAACCAAGUCUCUUUUUGAUCAUUGUAUUUCAACAAGUACUGCCCCAAGAGAAAAGGGGGAUUUUAAGGUUUGGCAGCCUCCGGGCGUCAACAUCAAUGCCUUUGUCUUGCGCCCCGAGGCCAAGGGAAAUAAACUAUGUGAGAUUAUGAUUAAACCUGAAAUACAAUAUACCAUGGAGCUGAAAGUGAAACAGUUCCCGGAAAUGAACUUUAAUACUAGGGUUAAGAAUAAACGAGUCCCGUCCAACAUGAUGGGGGGAUUCAAAAGAUCUUGAUAGAAUUGUACAUUGUGCUCUCCUUUUGCGCAUAUUGUGUGAGACAACCAAAAACAAAAAAACACCAAGAACAAUGUAAAGGCACUUUGUCAAAACUAAGAGCCACUUUUUUUCCUGCAGGAAUUCAGCAAGCAGCUUCUCAUUUUAAUAUCAAUCAUCGCAUUUCAUUAUAUAGACAAUGAAAUGGGGAAUGGAUGAAAGCUGCAGUGAAAAAAAAAUGCAUAGGGGGAUUCCUGCUAUUAAUGACGUGGCACAGUCUUGACAAUGUGUCUCAUGGUACAAGCUACAUGUACAUGUAUGUACACUGUAUUUGUAUGAUGGGGUGACUGUAAUUUGCACACAUUAAAAAAAUUAUGAAGUUGAUUUUCAAUCAAAAAUUUCUCACAGUUCACACAAAAUUAAUCAAAAUCAUUAAUACCAGACAGAAGGUAAGAUCCCAAAGUUAAAUUCGCUUGACGGAAUUAUAAAGUAGGUCAGGGUUCUCGCUGGUAUCACAAUCUCAAAAUUCCUUGGCAAUCCACUAUUGCGCUCGGCUAAAAAAGUGUCAUUAAAAAGUGUGGCCUUAUUUUGCGCACGAUCGUUUUGCAAAGCUUUAGAAAUGAAAUCAAGCAGACAAAGGUACAUGUAAGAUAACUAUAUCAGAUUGAGGUUAAAAUGCCAUAAAUUCGGUUGGUAUCACAUUUUACUCAUUUGGAGACCUCAGCUUGCACACUGGCGAUUUCUUGAUGCUUUCCGAGAAGAUUGGAUCUUCUCGGAGCGGACACAAAAAGGUAACAAAAUUUGCUGAUGUUUUGCCAAUAUUUUUACAAAUUGAGUCCUUACCUUUUAGAAAAUUACCAUACUGAGUAAGUUUGGGUCGCUUUUUCUGUUGGUGAUAUCAGUUUUCAAGAUAUUAAUUAGAUAAAGAGAUAUUUGACCAUGCGUAAAAUUAGGUAAUGCACAAAUUAAGGUCACACCACCCAUACAUUAGAUUGUUCAUUCCGAAUUCACUGUUAACCAAGCAAGAACUUUAUACCCACAUCAUUAUUCACAUAACAUUAUUUUGCUCUCUUCUAGUACUUUGUGUCAUACAUGUACUUUGGUUUGUGUCCAAACAAUAUCAACUGGAAUAUAUUGUGGGUGCGUCGUGGUCUAGUGGUUCUGGCUCUCGCUUUUCAAACAGAGGGUCUUGGGUUCGAAUCCUAGCCAUGACGUGUUUUCCUUCAGCAAGAAAUUUAUCCACACUGUGCUGCACUCGACCCACGUGAGGUGAAUGGGUACCCGGCAGGAUUAAUUCCUUGAAUGCAUUAGAUCUGAAAUGCAGCUCAAGCGAAGGCCGAGGUGAUGAUAAUAAUAAUGACAGUGCGCCUUGAAAUAGAUUUUUUUCUAGAUAGAUGGCACUAUACAAAUGCCUAUUAUAAUUAUUAUUAUUGUUAUUAAUAUAUUCACUUAAUAAUGGGAGCACUUUUAAUAUGUAAAAGUGCUCCCAUUAAUCAUCCAUCCUGCAAUUUUACAAAUCAAUCAGGGAAAAAAAAUCAGGAUAAAAAUGUCCUGUGUUGAAUAAUGAAUGUUUCAAUAUUUUAUAUGAAUUAUUAUUUCUUUAUGUGCUUCACCCUAAUAGCGCAGGGUUGCAGAGCGUGAUCGGUUCAUCACGGACGGACAUUUGAUAGAUUUUGAAAACUUUGAAGGCUUGUAACAAAUUAGGAAUAAGAUGAACAUGGUUCCUUUGUGUUUUAUAGUGAAGGGUAGGACAAAGUAUGCAGAAUGAUGAAAAAAGUUUGUUGCCAUGGUUACCUACAAACAUAGGUAGCCACUAAAUGUGCCAUAUCACGGACGGACAUGAUAGAAAUGUGGUUUUCAGAAUUUUUGAACAUUUUUAUUGUUUCUAUCUAAAUAGCUUAACUUUGACCAAUAAUUGUUAAUGCAACUUACACUCAGGUAUGUUAGCUUCUAUGUUUAGCAUAUUGAAUUCUUAACCAAUAUCAAACUUCUGAGAGAAUUGCAAAUAUUUUCCAUCACGGACGGACAUCUCGGACGGACAUCACGGACGGACACAAUUAAAAUACAUUGGAAGUACCUUGUAAGAAGUUCGUAUUACUUGUUUGGGGGAACAAAUGCUAUUGUAUUGAUGAUUUGUACAUUUUUUAAUAUGAUUAAACAAUAUUAGUUGCACAAUCAAGUUGCUACAACUUGAUUUAAGUUGUAGCAACAUGAUUUCUAUGCUAGACACACAAGAUAAUCUAGCCAUAUGAUUGCUUUUAAACACAGUUCUUUUCAAAAUCAAAUAUCCUAAUGCACAUUGUCUUCUUUUCAAGUUAGAGAAUACUAUAGUUGGUACCAAAUCAACAUCCAGUGGAUUCAAUGAUCAUGUUGAUACUUUUUAUGAUAUAUCAUUAUCAUGAUGAUACAUGUUCAUACAUUUUUAGGCAUAAAUUUUCGAAGAGCACAGAUUUUUUUUAUGUCCAUUAACUAAAUCCAAAAGAUUCACAGGUUGCUGAUCAUUAUGCUUGUUUGGUGGAUCAAGUAUGACCACAACACUUGUCUAGGCUCUCUUCAAAUUCAUCUUUUGUCCAUACUAAAGUGGAGACACCCCUUCACAUCAACAGCCCUCAUGUAUUUAGGCCCUGACUGAAUCCAAAAUUGAAAUCAGAUACCAAUUAAACUUCUAAACACUGCAGUGCAAGCUUUAUAUGAAUUGUAUGCAAUUUCACAGAUUACCAGAUCAGCAAUUUGCUCAAAAUUAGCUCCAAAAUGGACUUAAAAAAAAAAGGAAUUCUUGUAUUUUUCACAAGCCUUAAGGACGUGAUGUCAUGUUCUAUUAGAAGCAUUGUGAGUCCAUAGGUUUGUACAUGGAAAAAAAUGAUGAUUUUUUUUUUUCUGCUUAUCAGAAUAUGCAUUCUACUUUCUUCUUUUCCAUCACUUUCUGCAAGCUUCAAUUGAUGAAAUAUACAGCUUUUGACUUAUUCUUGCUCUAUUUCAUUUCCUGCUUUUUGGCAUACAUGUAGCUUCCAACUCUAUCUGCAUUCCAAUUGUUUAAAAAAAAUUCCUGACAACAAUUAAGCCCCAAUAAGAGCCAAAGAAAGAUUUCACAAAAAAUUGUGAAGAGUUGUAGGUUUCCAUCCAUUUGAGUUCUGAAUAAUUCUCAGUACCAUUUUUCACUGCAAAUUGGAACUAAAAUUAAAUUCAUAAUCUGCUCAGUAUUUGCUCAUUGUCUGUCCGUGAUGAAAUUAAUGUCCGUCUGCGAUCAUUUUGAUUGAUUUAUGAUAUGGAUAAAAUGUAUGGAUUUUAGCUAUAUUCAAAUGAAAUGAUGUGCAGUGUCUAGUGAGAUACUUCUACACACUUUUAUUUUUGUUUCUAUUCUGAUAAAGAAUAAAAAGCUGAAUCCAUACAUAUUAUCCAUAUCAUAAACUCAAUAAAAAUGAUCACGGACGGACAUAAAUUUCAUCACGGACGGAAAUUUCAAAAUGGAAUGUUUACAUCUACCAGAAAAAUUUACUUCCCAUACUUUUUUUUUCUAAUUUAUGUUUGAUGAUAGAUUAAUGUUCAGAGUACAAGAAAAUCCAAACCAAAUUGGAGUAACUUUGAAAACAAUAAAACUAGAGUGAAUUGAAUUUGAGUGAAUUUACAUUGUCCGUCCGUGAUGAAAUUAAUGUCCGUCCGUGAUCAUUUUUGAUUGAGAUUAUGAUAUGGAUAAAAUGUACGGAUUUCAGCUAUGUUCAAAUAAAAUGAUGUACAGUGUUUAGUGAGAUACCUCUACACCUUUUUAUUUUAUAUUUCUAUUUUGAUAAAAAAUAAAAAAACUUUUUAUAUUUUUUUUCAUCACGGACGGAAAUUUCAAAAUGGAAAUGUUCACACCUACCAAAAAAAAUUACUUCCCAAUAUUUUUUUUAUACUAAUUUAUGUUUGAUAAUAGAUUAAUGUUCAGAGUGCAAGAAUAUCCAAACCAAAUUAGAAUAACUUUAAAAACAAUAAAACUAGAGAGAAUUUAAUUUGAGUAAAAAUGUCCGUCCGUGAUGAGAGGUAAUAGCACCCCCACGAAUAAAAUGGACUAUUCCAGUACUUUCGGAUUUAUCAAUCUUAAUGAAACUGAGUUCUUUGAAACCUGAGAUAUCAAAGAUUAUCUUAAAAGCAAUUUUGAUAGAAAUAUCUUUAAAAAAAAAUUUCACCUCAAUGCUAACCCUUAACCGAUCAUGCUCUGCAAUGUAUUUUCUAUUUGAUGAAUUUCUCAGAUGUUGGACAUUGAUUCAUUAUUAUAUUUGUCUAUAUGAUGCAUCAUUCAAAAAGUAUUUUUUGCUUUAAUAGGAGUUGAUUUGAGGAUGGGAUUUUUAUAGGAAGACAGGCUGCAUCUGGAUACCUCCACGUACAUGUAAUACUGUACAUGUACGUGAACUAUGUAUGAAUGAGGGGGGGGGGAUCGAUGAUUGUAAAGAUCAUACAUGUACAUGAUAUUUUCAUGUUUUAGCAGCGUAGGCAUUAAGACGAUGGACGAUUUUGCCCUCGUGACCGCCCUAAUCGCCCCUAUAAUUUCACCAAUAUGUAUACUUUGGGGCAACCGUUCUUUCUAGAUUCGCCCAAAGAUCGGUCACAAUCAAUAUUCAAGAUUGUUUAGAAAAUCAAUAUUAUAACUCUCGAGAUAUAUGGCAGAAUAAUGAUAUUUUCUUUUAUACUGCAUAAUAAUGCAGUAUAAAAAAGUAGCCUUUAAAAUGAAAGAAAUUGCCCCCAAAAUUCUGCAAUCACCCUAAUGUGCAAAACAAGAUAGCCCCUUAAAAAAUAGAAAUUACAUGUAUUUCCUACCCUGUGUUUAGAAUCCUAUUUAUAUAUACGGUAUGCACUGUCGCUACACUACAUAUAUAUGCUGAUUUGCUUUUCAGUGAAUUAAUUUGGUGCUAGUCUCUACUACUCCGUAGCAAACAAUCAAACGUUCUCUGAUCAUCCAGGCUUGAAGAAUUUUUAAACAAAUAUUUCUUUUUAAAUUACCCAUGAUAGAAUUUUUUUGGGAAAAAUCUACAUUGAUUUGUGCAUUUCUACGUCAUUAUCAGAAUGAUAGGAUAUUUUGGUGUACCCUCAGAAUUUCUCUAGUACUUCUCAGUACAACAUUCUACAUACAUUUACAUGACCUUGCUGUUUCAUUAUUUAGAUUUUUUCCUGAAAGCUUGUUUGGGUAUACAAUGCAUGUAUGUAUGCUACAUGUAUGAUGCGUGUACACUGCACAUCCUCACACAAGCUAGGUACAAGAUAUACAAAAUUCAUACAAUUUUCUUCAGGAACUUGGUUGCUAUGUAACUUACAUGUACACAAUGAAAUAAUUGAAGCUUCUUGGGUAGACCUCCAUCAGACAAAUCCUUGCAAUUAAUUACAUUGUACAAAUCUGAGACUGCAGUCUAGCUCAUAAAUUAUUGAAGCUUCUUGGGUCUCCAUCAGACAAAACUUUGCAAUCAAUUACAUUGUACAAAUCUGAAACUGCAAUCUGGCACAUAAAAUAAUUGAAGCUUCUUGGGUAGACCUCCAUCAGACAAAUCCUUGCAAUUAAUUACAUUGUACAAAUCUGAGACUGCAGUCUAGCUCAUAAAUGAUUGAAGCUUCUUGGGUCUCCAUCAGACAAAACUUUGCAAUCAAUUACAUUGUACUAAUCUGAAACUGCAAUCUGGCACAUAAAAUAAUUGAAGCUUCUUGGGUAGACCUCCAUCAGACAAAUCCUUGCAAUUAAUUACAUUGUACAAAUCUGAGACUGCAGUCUAGCUCAUAAAUUAUUGAAGCUUCUUGGGUCUCCAUCAGACAAAACUUUGCAAUCAAUUACAUUGUACAAAUCUGAAACUGCAAUCUGGCACAUAAAAUAAUUGAAGCUUCUUGGGUAGACCUCCAUCAGACAAAUCCUUGCAAUUAAUUACAUUGUACAAAUCUGAGACUGCAGUCUAGCUCAUAAAUUAUUGAAGCUUCUUGGGUCUCCAUCAGACAAAACUUUGCAAUCAAUUACAUUUUACAAAUCUGAGACAGCACUGGUACAUGUAUGCACUUUUUUUAUAGCCAAAUGCACUACAUUUUAUAGAGAUGCCAGUCUUUAGGAUUUUGCCUGAAUUCGGGUCCUGACUGACAACUUCCCAUGUACAUGUAGGUCUUUUCAGACUUUGUAUUGUACAGUACAGUACAUACAUGUAUGGGGGCUUAAACAUGCUCUGGCUUCUUUUUAAGCCCAGUGAGUCAAACUGCUAUGUAAAUUUCUACAUUUUUGUAAUAAUCGUAAUUGGUAUUUUGUGAUCAAUUGCAAAUAUUUGUGUUUUAUGUUGGCAUGAUCUACAUGUAUCCAUGUGGUUCGAUAGAAUGAAGCUUGGACAGUACAUUAGUACACCAAGGAAUUUGCACUGCUUAUAAUUAGACAGGGGUGGAUCCAGGAUUUUCCAUAGGGGGCUUUGGGCCCUCCUUUAAAAAAAAAAACUUGUCCAAGAAAAAGAAACAAAGGUUAUCACUCACCACUCACUGAAAUGAUUUUCCCACUAAAAAAAAAUCACAAGCCCUCCCCCCAAUUAAAAACUCUUAAGGGAGGGUCUAGGCCUGUGACCCCCCCCCCCCAUUCCUGCAUUCAUUUUGUAGUUGACUUUUAUAUGUGCAUGUAAUUCUGCAAAUUGCAGAAGCUACUUGUACAUGUAUACCUUCCAUUGGUAUAAUUGAGUAGGCAGUUCCUUUUUGAUAGCUUGAUGUAUCUUUGCACUUGCUUUUAUUAAUCAUUAUAGAAAGCUUCGCUUGGCUCGUAAAUGGCGGUGCCAGAAAAUCUGGUAAGACAAGAUAGGAAGGGCAACCCUUGGCCCUUAUUCUGAAGUCGGUACAAUCAUGGUCGAGCUCUGUACUACAAUUAUGGAAAGCCGUGAAUGUCAAAAUUUUGUUUACAUUUUUAUGUUAUGCUUACUCUGCUCCUUUCUAAUACUUUAAUGGUGAAAACGGUGACACAAUAUUUGCUCCGGCAAUAUUUUGUUUAAGAUAUAGGGUUAGGGUUGCAAUAGGGUUUUAUGUUAGGUUUAGGAUAUGGUAUAGCAUUAAACCCAGGGUUGAAGUUGGUCAUUUCGUUAGUGUGCUUUUAGUGAGCUUUUCACAAAACAGAUGGUCAGUGAAAAUUGUUAUAAGCUCCUGCGAAUCCAUGAAUCUGAUUGGCUUAGAGCAAAACAGUAUGAGAAAAUCACUGACAAAUAAAACCCUCCCCUGUUUUAUACCCUAUAAAGGAGGGGAUAGAGAAAAUAUCUCUGAGGACGUGUACGCAUUAAUCAUGUAAUUCCUCUCGAGUUCAUUGUACUAUCUAGGAUUUUAAGGGUAUUAUUUUUUCUUGGGUAUUGCAUUACCAUUAAAUUCAAAUUGCUGCACAUUUGAAUCAAUGAAGUACUUUCCCCGACAUGUAAUGUAAGGUCAGUAUUUAAAGCACUUUUCUUGUCAAAAUAUUGUAUUGUCAUGCACCAACAAUUGCCAAAUGUUAAGUCUUGCUGUUAUGUUCACAUUUAUCUAGUAAUACUUCUUAUAUUUUUGUGUAUGUGAUAAAAAUGUUCUUAAUUGUAUUUGUACAGCUUUAUGUAUGAAUUGUAAAUCUUGAUUGUACCGUUCAAUUUUGGAAAGAUAAUAAUCAUGUGUUUGUGUUUAUGGCAAUAUUUGCAAUUUUGAAACUUUGAUCAUAAUGCAGCCUUUAUGGAGGAUUUGGACUGGGAUUUUUGAAGAAUGAUCACGUGUACAGUAAGGUGUGGCAUUGACAUGUAGCUAAUAUUGCCUUGGAAAUAUUUCUUUUAUAUACUAUAAUAUGCUAAUGCUUUUCUAACAAAUUUUUAUCUUUCCACAAUCAAUUUGGUUUUUACCUUGUGAGCUUCGCCCACACGUUCUGCAGGCUUCUUCAGACUAACGCUGACCCGACGUAGAUGGGGUAGUAUCGGCAGCGCGAAAGUCCGUGCUAAUGCACCACAUGUUUCCAUGAAAAAAUAUUUGUCUUUGAAUGUUUGCAAAUUAAUGUACACAUGUAUAGUCGACAGUACUGGCACUCAAUUGUGAUGAUUAAAUAUUUCCUCAUUUCAGAAGCAUCAUUUCAAAGUUUAGGUCCUUGACAUUGUGAUAUACAUGUAUCUGUCAAACCUUAAAUGCAUAGGGCAAUUAUGACCACUCUUAUGAUCGGGGGGGGGGGGGGGUGACAUCAUGGCACCGCUCUUUCGUAAAGAGUAGGGAAGUUAUCCCGGGGAAGUAGUUAACGUAUUAAUUUAUUACUGAUGAUCACUUAUUUAUAAUCCCGUUCCUUUGUAAAGUUGCAUUAGGGUAACUUGUACUGUAUUAUAGUAACCUUUCCAGAUUAACUGUCCGACACUUAUAUGACACGCAUGUGUUGAUAGUGUCGUUAAUUUGUUAUCAAUCAAUCAAUCAAUUUAUCAUUCAUGUAGAUACACUCUAUAUUUUCAAUGUAAACCCUUUUCUACUUCAUGGUAAUGUAUUAUACACCUGUAGAUUGUUUCAGAGAUUUUGAUUUUUUUUAAUUUGUUUAGGAUUUUUUUUUUGCAUUUAUUUUCUUGUUGUUUGGGGGGGGGGGAUGAAGACAUAAACGAUUAUUGAGAUCUAUGAGAAAAUCAAUCUAUUUUAGAUCUGGUAAUGUAUUUUACACAAAAGGUGAUGUCAGAGAUCUCAACUGAGUUAAUAGAUCUCUUUCCACUAACACGCAGAAGAUAAUAUCAGAGAUCAUGACUUUUUUUUCUUCAGUAUUUACUGUUUUUUUAAAUAUAAAAAAUACCAAUUUCAUUUAAUAAUAUGCAAUGAGCGCGCUGGUUACAUCAUUUCCCGACUUAUUCUUUUGUGUUUUACAUUUGUUCUCUAGGAAUAUAACAAUAAGAUUGAAUAUUGAAUUAUGUGUAUUAUAUCAUUGCUGAAACUUAUUUAGUUACAAAGGAGACAUGUUUAACUCCAAUGUAUGAAAAUAUGAAAUCAUGAUUCCAUGUAUUGCAUAUUCAUGAUGGCAUGCAUAUAAAUGUUUUCACAAAAUAUUGCUAACUUUUAUGUUAACAAACGUUAUUUGUUAUCAGAUUUUGAUAAAAUUUUCAGUAUUUUACUCAUAGAAUUUCUAUAUAUACAGUAUUUAAAUAUUAUUUUCAGCUGUAUUAAUUUCCCCUUUGAUCUGUAAUCAUGUACUAAUCAUAGCUUUUUAGGUAGUUUUUAGUUAUACAUCAAAUGAUGCAAUAUUCAUUGAACACUGACAUUUAUAUAACUUGUUUUGGAUGUGUUGGCCAAUGUGUUGGCUCAGUUGGUAGAGCGUCCGUCUCACAACCGGGAGGUCGGGGGUUCAAACCCCGGCGGCGUCAGACCAAAAGACGUUAAAAGAUGGGAGUUGCUGCUACCCUGUUUGGCGUUCAACGAUUAAAGGGAUAGAGCCUCGUCGAUCUGGCACUGCACAGCGGCUGCCGGGCCCACGAUCAAUUGGGCAAAUCAAAUUUUCGGAGUAUUUCAUGUCUAUAUCGAACAAUAAAAUAUGGAUUUUCAUGUGUGCUAUCAUUUUGCAGCUAGUCUUUAAAGGGGAAGUUUACCCUGAUGAAAAUUUCGUUGUAAAAAUUCCAGGAAAAAUUAUUAAAAAAAUAUUGGUAUUAUAUGGUUGAGAAAAAUCCAUGACAUAUUAAGAAAGUUAUUAGAAUUUCAAGUUUUUGAUUUGUGACGUCACAAACAAGCAGCUGCCCUACAUGUAUAUGUAAUGCAGUAUAAAAUGCAUAAAUUUCAUUUUUUUAAUGGUACGUGAUGACUUAUUUUUCAUUUUCUUUUUAGGAGCGGAUGUGAAAUGACUUAUGUAUUGAUAUACUGAAGGUACAAUGAAAAUCAAUUUCAAUUUUCUGAGAAAAUGACAUUUCAUUGAUUUUUUUUAUCAUUUGAUAUGUAGGAAAGCUGCUCGCAUAUGACGUCACAAAUCAAAUUAAAAUUCUAAUAAUUAUCUUCUUCUUUGAUGGAUUCUUCUCAACCCAUCGCCAAUAUUUUAUGUUUUUCUGCUAUUUUUACAAUAAAAUUUUUGUCAGGGUGAACUUCCCUUUAAUUUAUGCAUUCUAAACCCUUCAUCCCCCC
Molecule: messenger RNA, 11482 nt
Organism: Lytechinus pictus (painted urchin)
Lineage: Eukaryota; Metazoa; Echinodermata; Echinoidea; Temnopleuroida; Toxopneustidae
Product: galactosylceramide sulfotransferase-like
Exons: 1
Coding region: 65-1450 (461 amino acids)
Biological process (GO): glycolipid biosynthetic process
Cellular component (GO): membrane
Molecular function (GO): galactosylceramide sulfotransferase activity
Source: RefSeq, a predicted model, not a curated record